AUGUUGCACCUUGUGGGUCUCGGCCUUGCCGAUGAGAAGGAUAUUACUGUCCGUGGGCUGGAAAUUGUGAAGAAGGCGGACCGGGUCUACCUUGAGGCAUACACUGCUAUUCUGCUUGUGGAUAAGGCCAAGCUUGAAGCGUUCUAUGGCCGCCCUGUCAUUGAAGCGGAUCGUGAAUUGGUAGAGACCGGCAGCGACGACAUCCUCGCCGGAGCUGAUAAGGCAGAUAUUGCGUUCCUGGUUGUUGGCGAUCCCUUCGGCGCAACCACACACACCGACCUCGUUCUACGCGCCCGCGAACUCGGCAUCCAGACAAAUGUCGUCCCUAACGCUAGCAUCAUGUCCGGUAUCGGAUGCACCGGCCUGCAACUAUACAACUUUGGCCAGACCGUGAGCAUGGUGUUCUUCCUUGACAACUGGAAGCCCUCGUCCUUCUACGACCGCGUUCGCGAGAACGUCCAGAUCGGCUUGCACACCCUCGUGCUACUGGAUAUCAAGGUGAAGGAGCAGUCUAUGGAGAACCUUGCGCGUGGACGCAAGAUCUUCGAGCCCCCGCGUUAUAUGACCGUUGCGCAGUGUGCGUCGCAGAUGUUGGAGACCGAGGAGACCCGCCAGGAGGGUGUUUAUGGACCUGAUAGUCUUGCUAUUGGUGCUGCGCGGGUUGGUGCUCCGGACCAGAAGAUGGUUGUCGGUACACUGAAGGAGUUGGCUGAGGUUGAAAUGGGUGAGCCGCUGCACAGUCUUGUGCUGCUUGGUCGGCGGACGCACGAUCUGGAGCGCGACUUCAUUCGGCAGUUUGCUGUCAAUGAGGAGACCUUUGAUGCCAGCUACGCUAAGAACUAUGGGGCGUCUUCAUGA
Messenger RNA from Penicillium atrosanguineum, 858 nucleotides. It is a transcript of the gene dph5, whose product is annotated as diphthine synthase. Gene Ontology annotation, molecular function: diphthine synthase activity. Gene Ontology annotation, biological process: protein histidyl modification to diphthamide. The coding region runs from base 1 to 858 and encodes 285 amino acids. The record is from RefSeq and is a predicted model, not a curated record. NCBI's taxonomy places the organism in Eukaryota, Fungi, Ascomycota, Eurotiomycetes, Eurotiales, Aspergillaceae. The transcript has 3 exons.